CGAAUUGCAAUACUGCGACUCCGAUGAACAAGAUAGAGAGCUGAGAAGCACUAUUUACAAAAGAAGCAAUAGGACAAUUUCCAUUGCUUUCUUGUGACAAACGUCCACUCUUUAACACUCGCUUUUAACUCUAAGAGAAGGUGUAUUGAAUACAGAAAUUCUGACCCAACAAAAGUUGAGGGUCGUGCGAUGCCUUUGCGUUUAUGGACAAUAGCCUUGAGAGGGAGGAAUUAGGGGGGAACGUAAAAUCCAGAAGAGGCAAAGAAUCAGUGAAACGUAAAACUCCAAAUAACAGUGAACAGUCGAAAAAUAAAAGGCCAAAGACAACAUCAGGACCAUUGGCAAGUUCCGCUAGGAGUACCUCUGUCCCAGUUUUACCAAGCUCACCAAUCAGUCACAGAACCCGAAGCUGUACAUCUUUGUUAACACUGGGGGCUUCAGCGUCCAGAUCGUCAUCACCUGCUGCUAGUUCUGACCUCAGCAGAAGAACCGUUUCUAAUCGUCGAUCUGAUAUCAACGUUUCCUAUCCGGCGAACGAAAGGAAUUCAAGAAGAGGGAAGACCUCCAGUGGCAGUACAAGAGGUGGGGAGAGUGAACAGCCUGGCAGUGCAAGUGAUCUCACACCAUCAGCAAGUGUACCUUCGCUAACCGCGCGUGGUAAACGUUCGUCUGUUCCAGGUCUUCACAAACCUACAUCAUCAGUGAGUCUACCCGAUACAAGAUCUGACAGUACAGCAUCGGGAUCUUCUACGUCGCUUCCUCAUGUAAAGAAACAUGUAGCAAGGGCGGCGAGCAGCAGUGCAAGCUCCUUGGAGACGUCGACUGAGCUGUAUGAUCACGCGGGUGUUGGUCAGAGGCGUCUACGACUGCGAAAGCAACUGGCAACAGAGCAGGAGGCUACUUCAUCUAAUCCUAAGCUAAAGCGAUCCGAGCAACGGUCACAGGAAAGCAGUAGUAGCAGCAGCGCACGUGCGUCUGUUCAUGCGAGGUUAAAGAAGCGCAUCUCUCUUUUCCAACUCAGGACAAACGAAGAGGCUACUACAGCUGAUCCAAGUGAUCUGUCCGAGCCAUCAGGCUUGCGACAGUCGCUUAGAAAGAAAAAAGCAACGGGAUCCUGCGCAAGUAACAAUAGUCGGCGAGCUGCUCGGGGGAAAAACAGCUUUUUUCAACGCCGACAAAGGCAAAAUAUGUCAUCAGACGAUGUCGCCCCAGAGCAACCUUCAACGUCAGGUCAAGACAGAUCUAGCGAACUUUCUCAAGGGGCAAGUGGUUCUCAAGGAAGCGACGAUGGAAGGCUUGAUGAAGAUCUUUCCCGUUUACAAGCACUGUUGGAAGCACGUGGCCUUCCCCCGCACUUGUUUGGUUCUUUGGGACCAAGAAUGCAUCAGCUUCUUCAUAGGUCAAUGAGCGGCGGUGUUAAUGGCAAGGUUCAACAGUUACUGACUGGUAUACAAUCGACAGAUGAAUGCCAACAGUUGCAGGCCGUUAUGGAACUCUGCCAGAUUCUUGUGAUGGGUAAUGAAGAUACAUUAGGAGGUUUCCCUAUUAAACAAGCAGUUCCUGCGUUGAUCAACCUUUUAUCAAUGGAGCACAACUUUGAAAUGAUGAAUCACGCUUGUCGUGCGUUGACAUAUCUUAUGGAAGCUCUUCCAAGAUCCUCCGUCGUGGUAGUCGAAGCCGUCCCAACCUUCUUACAAAAGCUGCAAUCAAUACAGUGCAUGGAUGUGGCUGAACAGGCUCUAACCGCACUAGAGAUGCUUUCUAGAAGACACGGAAAAGCCAUUCUGCAGUGUGAGGGAAUGUCUGCAUGUUUAACCUUUCUGGAUUUCUUCUCAAUAACCGCUCAGAGAGCUGCCCUAGCUAUUGCUGCUAACUGUUGUCACUUCGUCAGCAGUGAUGACUUUCACCUGAUAACUACUGCGAUACCUAUUUUAAGUGCAAAACUUCAAAUCCAGGAUAAAAAAUCUAUAGAAAGUUGCUGUCUUGCCUUUACAAGACUGGUUGAUAACCUUCAUAAUGACGAGAAACUGCUACGGGAACUUGCCCAUCAUAGUUUACUGACAAAUGUUCAACAAUUGUUGGUUGUAACUCCCCCGGUGGUGAGUACAGGGACGUUUGUUGCUGUACUUCGCAUGUUAGCUCUGAUGUGUGCAAACUGUCCGUACAUUGCUGUUCAACUUUUGAAAAACAACAUUGCAGAAACACUGAGGUUUCUCUUAAUGGGAGCGAAUGAAUUGAAAGAGACAGAAAGUCCCGAGCUUUCACCCAGAACGCCACAAGAAUUUUAUGAGAUUACUUGUCUUAUCAGCGAAUUACUUCCUAAUCUACCUUCGGAUGGCAUAUUUUCUUUUGACUCGUUGCUGAGUAAAGGCCAUAGACCAGAGCAAGCCUAUUGGCAGUGGAAAGAUGAUCAAAAUGUCUGGCAUUCGUAUUCGUGGAUUGAUAGCAGAAUCAUCGAGGCUGCUCACCAGGGUGGAGAGGAUGAGCUGAGUUUGAACACACUAGGAAGAAGCUACAUCGUUGAAUUCAAUUCAAUGCAACAGAUUAAUGAAGACACUGGCACAUCGCGUCCCAUACAGCGUUGUUCACGCGCGGAGUCCGCUAAUGCGGCGCUGUCAGUGAGUACUGCAAAGAAAGAAGAUGAAAGAAUUGUUUUCUUACAAGAAGGCAGCGAGAUCUCAUCCAACUUCACACUAACUUUAUUUGGAGAACUGAACGAAGUCCACAACUCCUCGGUCGGUCCUGCCGUACGACACAAGUGUUUGAACGGCAUACUAAGAAUGUUGUAUUACUCUCCGCCAGAACUUCUAAACAAAUUGAUAGAGAAAUUUCCUGUCUCGUCGCAAAUGGCGGGCAUGCUCGCGUCGAGCGACCUGAGAACAGUCGUAAAUGCGUUGCAAAUGGCGGAUAUAUUAAUGCAGAAACUUCCCGAGUAUUUUCACGUGCAUUUUCGCCGCGAAGGUGUUAUGCACAAAAUUCAUGAACUUGCCACAGCCUCCUUGAGGUCCCGGGCGACGAGGCAGGAAGAGGGGGGAGAGAGUCCUGUCGAAAAAGAGAAAGUUGUCGACGAGGAGAUGAAUGAGGCUGGCUCACAAGAUGGAUUUCUGAAUCAUUCGCCUCCAACCAGUCGGAAAUUCAGCGAUGUAUUGAGGAAGAAAAGAAGAUCAAAGCGCAUAAGCUACAAGAAGUCAACGUCAUUAGAAACACCUCGAGAGGGAGGAGAAGCAACACAUCCCAGAUCAUCCUCAAUGUCUUCUGUACCAACCGCUAUGUUGUCUUCGUUACGCGGUGUUUCUCUCAAGAAUACCACCACACCUGCCAGUAAAACACCUAAAACUCAAGCUAGCAGCGGCUGUAGUGAAAGCAAGUAUAAGAUAAAAGUUUGGAUCAAGCAACAAGCAAUAAAGUUUACUUCAACAUAUUUUGAAAACGAACAAAGUGAAUCGCACCCUGCUCUGGGUAUUCUUCACAGGCUUAGCAAUGCUUCUAGCGAACUCGGAAUGGGCUGCAAUGAAGAUCACCAGGCUUUAAAGGCAAUAGGGCAGGUUCUGUCGGAGAACGAGAAAAGUGCGUCAGCGUUUGAAAUUAUCCACAGUGGCCUUGUACCAAAGUUACUCAGUUAUCUAAAUCGACCGACGGGGAAAUCACGUUCUUCUCAUGAAAAACAUCUAAAGACCUUUCUGCAGGCAUUCCUUGGUUGUCCUCCUUCAGAGGAUGUGAAUGAAUGUUUUCAUGGCCCUGAUGAUGAUAAAAGAGUUUUGUUCACCAUUCUUGUUCAGAAACUUCAUGCCUGUGUUAACCAACAAGAACAGUUUCCUGUCAAAAUCCAUGAUGCACCAGGCGGUUGUGGUAAUGGCUCACGGGGUCUUCAGACUUUAAGAUUCUUUAAUUCUCAUCAAAUCAAGUGCUUCCUUCAGAGACAUCCAGGCAGCACCAAUGUCAAGAAUUGGCGUGGCGGUCCUGUUAAGAUUGAUCCACUUGCCCUUGUCCAGGCUAUUGAAAGGUAUUUGGUUUUGCGAGGAUAUGGGCGCGUAAGAGAGGAUGCUGACGAGGAGGGUAGUGACGAUGAUCUUUCUGAAGAAGAUAUCGAAGAAGCGUUGGCUUUCCAGAGCCCAGGCGCACAAAGCCGGCAUUACCUGGAAAUCAUGAUUGGAGACAAAGUAUUACCUUACAAUAUGACCGUGUAUCAGGCCGUCAAACAGUAUGGACAGGCUGAUGAAGAUAAAGAUCAAGAUGAAGAGGGUGUCCUCGGGAGACCAAGUAUUUGGGUUGGUACGCAUACCAUUCAUUAUCGUGCCAGUCAAGAUACAGGUGAGAGCAGCAGUUCGUCCAGUAGGACACCUAAUAAUGCCACUCCAUCAAAAACAGCAAGGAAAUCUCAAGGAAAAAGAAAUAAAGACUCCUUGAGAGAUAACAAUAACGGCGCCUCGUCCAGUAUGUCUAUAAUUGCGAGUUCGAUAACUGCACAAAACGAACUAAAAGAUGCGUCUGUGGAAAGCAUACGUCUUCUUCAAACACUUUUCAACCUCAACACAAAGUGGGGGACAGUUUACGAGUUGGAUGACAGAGGUGCUUUGAUUCCCCCUGCUGAAUUUAUCAGCACAAAGCUCACCGCGAAAGCUUCGCGGCAACUUCAAGAUCCGAUCGCAAUUAUGACUGGCAAUCUUCCUACCUGGCUUGGUGUAUUAGCACACGAAUGUCCGUUUCUGUUUCCGUUUGAAUGUCGUCAACAGUUAUUUUACUGCAGCACGUUUGAUAGAGAUAGAGCAAUGAGUAAAUUACAGGAAACAAUUCCAGAUUUGCUGAGUGCCGAAGGAACUGAUCGAGUCACUCCACGUUUAGAAAGAAAAAAGCGCACUGUCUCCCGUGAUAAUAUCUUCAAACAAGCCGAAGAGAUCGUCAACGAGGUCGGAAGUUCUCGUGCAAUUUUGGAAAUACAAUAUCAAGACGAGGUUGGAACUGGUCUUGGCCCCACAUUAGAGUUUUAUGCGUUAGUAUCCAGGGAGUUUCAACGGGCUGACCAGGCUAUUUGGCGAGGCGAAACUGUAGCAGAUGAUGAAGAUAUUCAGAAAGAAGUUUCGUAUGUUUUCUCUUCAGUGGGACUCUAUCCCAUUCCGAUUGCUAAGAACACUAAAGCAAGCCAGGUUACAAAACUAAAAUCGAAAUUCCGUUUCUUGGGAAAGUUUAUUGCGAAAGCCAUUAUGGACUUUCGUAUGUUGGACAUUCCUUUAAGCCAGGCAUUCUUCAAAUGGAUGCUUGGUAAGGAGAGCAUGUUAGAUUAUCGUGAUCUGCAUCAUAUUGACCCGGUCCUUGCCAAGUCUGUCGCCCAGCUUCGAGAUAUUGUUCACAAACGUAAGAGACUUGAAGCGGAUACUUCACAUACAGCAGACAGUCUGAAGUUAGCUGUGGAAUCCUUAACUUUGGAUGGUUUGCCUAUCGAAGAUCUUGACUUAGAUUUCAGGCUACCAGGAACUACAAUAGACCUCAAGAAAGGUGGAAAAGAUAUCCCAGUCACAAUACACAAUUUAGAGGAAUACAUCAAGCUGGUGGUACAAUGGACUUUGAUUGAUGGAGUUACAAAACAAAUGCAAGCCUUUAAAGAAGGCUUCGAGACCGUGUUUCCCUUGUCCAGUUUAAGCUGCUUCACACCAGAGGAGAUGGAUUUACUACUGUGUGGAAGCACAGCUGAAACAUGGGAUGUCAAAAGUUUAAUGGAAAACUGCCGACCGGAUCACGGUUAUACACAUGACAGCCGUGCUGUCAAGUUUCUAUUCGAAAUACUUAGUUCAUACGACAAAGACGAAAGAAGACGUUUUCUACAAUUUGUUACUGGAAGUCCGAAACUGCCUGUCGGAGGUUUCAAGCGACUUACACCACCGUUAAAGAUCGUUCGCAAAACGCUUGAAGCAUCUUUGUGCCCGGAUGGUUAUCUUCCAUCUGUCAUGACCUGCAUGAACUACCUCAAGCUACCGGAUUACUCUACAAAAGAAAUCAUGAAAGAAAAAUUACAUCAAGCUGCUGUGGAAGGCCAACAUUCCUUCCAUCUUUCAUAAGAUUACUAAAACAGCUGAGGGCAAACGCGACGCGUGACUUGAUGAUGCCAUUUGAACACUUGUAUAAAUUGACAUUAAUUUUUAAAAAAACAAACCCUACAGAUAACUGGACGAGGUCAAAAAAGAAACAUGGCGUUGUGUUUCCUUCGACUCGCGAUACCAUAGCAAACCUUUUUGUAAAUUCCUUGUUGCGUUUUAAUGUGAGCUGUUUCGUUCGAAAUUUGUAUGCAACUGUUAGCUAAUGCAAAUCUUCGUUUUUAAGGAUUUGCGAGGUGAUCGUACGUGUAAGAUAGACAAAUGCAUGGACGGAUAAUAACAAUAGAAAUAGAAUGGCGUUUAUUUUCAACAAGUAA
Molecule: messenger RNA, 6406 nt
Organism: Dendronephthya gigantea
Lineage: Eukaryota; Metazoa; Cnidaria; Anthozoa; Malacalcyonacea; Nephtheidae
Product: E3 ubiquitin-protein ligase TRIP12-like
Biological process (GO): proteasome-mediated ubiquitin-dependent protein catabolic process; protein polyubiquitination
Cellular component (GO): nuclear speck
Molecular function (GO): ubiquitin protein ligase activity; zinc ion binding
Source: RefSeq, a predicted model, not a curated record